Messenger RNA from Ceratina calcarata, 9433 nucleotides. RefSeq names its product ankyrin repeat and fibronectin type III domain containing protein wide awake (gene wake). Lineage: Eukaryota; Metazoa; Arthropoda; Insecta; Hymenoptera; Apidae. Gene Ontology annotation, cellular component: spindle. The coding region runs from base 2403 to 6998 and encodes 1531 amino acids. Gene Ontology annotation, biological process: regulation of establishment of bipolar cell polarity; establishment of mitotic spindle orientation; signal transduction. Gene Ontology annotation, molecular function: protein binding. The transcript is spliced from 11 exons. The record is from RefSeq and is a predicted model, not a curated record.
CAACUUCAUUGGCCCAAAUUGUACUUUUAUUGAUCUGAUGAAAACGUAUUAGCAGCGAUUUCACAAAAAUCAGUAAAUUGUUCUAGUCAAACACGAAAUCAGAGAAUUUAAUAUAAACACUAUAAAAUAAAACGAUUGAAUUUGUCUGUUGAUUCUUUAAUUCUCAAUCAGACGACGACGAAUCAAUCUGGCUGCGAUUUACUUUUACCUCUUUACGAGUUACCUCACUUUAAUUAUCCCAUUAUCAUUUCGUCGAGCCGUAAUUACCUCGUUAACUCCUAACGAACUCGAACGUCCAUAGCGAGAGGCGAUUUCAUUCCUCCCGAUCGAUACAACCUCUCGCAUCUUUUUUUUCUUCUUUUUGCAGUUAACCAAUUUAUUUAACCACGCCCAUUCUCCCGAUUAAAAAUAACAAUUCGACCAUAUGCAUUCCCAUUAUCGUCCGACUGUUUUAUCUAACCUUCGACGCAUUUAUAAUAUGUUUUCAUCCCUCUGUUUAAUUUCCACUCACUCCCGCUCGUUCCACAAUUCUCAUAUAAUCUUUUAUCCACGUACAUGCGUAUUUUAAUUGCUUAUCUGUUUUUCAUAGUAUCGUUCCCGAUAAAGCUUUCCCUUUAAUCAGUCCUCGUAUUUGAUUGACGGACAUCUCGUCGACAAUAACAGACAGACGCCAUAUGUUCAUAAGUAAAUUUAAUAAAUUUUUAGCAGAACACUAAAAAUGGGAUUUUCGAGAAAGCUCUUUGAAAUAAUGUUUAUAAACGCGCUAUGUAGCCUGCUUUAUUCGGUGAUUCAGUGCCUAACGACUCGUGGACGAAUCUCUCCUGAACCCCACGAGAUCAUUUAUAUCACUUGCUAACAGCAUCGUCACGUUCUCUGAUAAACUGUCGUACGUCCUAAUCGAUUUCCCGAUUGCCGGGGAGUUAGUUCGUGCACUGUUACGGUCUAACUUGGCCACUUCGCUGAGUGCACGAACUUCCUCUCCUUUAGAGUCGCGCACUGGAAAAUGUGACGCGAUAAGUAGUGGACAAUCAGUUAUUCGGAACAGUUAAAUAAAAUACGCAAUAUAUUCGAGCAGUCGUUUCGUAUCUCCGUUGCACAGGCUAGAGUCUGCACACAAUCUAAUAAAACAAUUUUAUAUAUUCAGUGCAGGUUUCUUUGCUUCAGUGCUUUUAUUCAUAAGAGAGUGCAAAUAAUAUUAGAUAUUUAAAAUAUUAAAAAUGAAGUCUAUAUCGUAGUGACUUUAUUUUUUGUAAAGUGACGUGAUUGCCUUAUUUUCGUUGAGGAACAUUUCAUUCUGGAUACAAUGCCCCCAAUCUUGGGUAAGCGGUGAACGACGAGGCGCGGACGCGGACAAUAAGUUUGAUUGGACUAACAAAUUGUCGCUGGCUCGUCUCGAGUAGGAAGAGGCGACGACGACGUCCAGGCCACUUCUUCGUAAUGGCCAAUUGUGCGGUCGCCGUGCCGGUCAUAUCGGCCGGGUGCCUGUCCUAAGUAUAUAAAUAAUAAAGUCCGUUCCGGAGAUAACCAGUCUUCGCGCAUCGAUUACCCCCGUUUUGUUUCACUUCGGAAGAAGAACGACCCCUCCUCCGGGACCCGCGUCACUUCCCAGUGGACGAUUUAACGUCUCGCGUCGAGUGAUCCUCGAGAAUUGCGGUUCCGUUUCCCAGGAAUAUGAAAUUUUACGACGACGUCCACCUGUGCCCCUUGGUGAAUAAUUCAACGACGACGCGGUGAACCGGAGGGCUUCUCGAAACGGUAUUAAAUGAGGCGGAAUUACGUUGGGUCUCACGUGGAUCGUGCAAUUUGGGUUAUCGAGUUCAGCGAGUGCAUUGAUUCUGCUUUCUUGAGAGACACGGGCCCUGCUUGUUUUUUCCUCGUUUCAAUUAGAGACGUACGAACGUGAUCAACUGCGCGUGUACCUUCUCUUAACGACGUCGUAAAGAGAGGUAUUAACCUUGGGAAGCGAGCCACGUCCACCUGUAAUCCUGGCCAACAUUUAUAUAUCUUCCUAGCAGAAAUUAAUAUUUUCGUCGGCCUUGACUUUACGGACGUCCUUUUGAGUAGCUAAUCUUUCCGUGAGAAAAUGUGUUCAUCGUGUUUUUUUAUUUACCAAGAGAAGGAGUGUUAGUAAUUAAUUCAGUGGAAAGACAUGGUCAGAGUUGUUCGUCGUUUUUCAGCUUUAUCGUACCAAAGAAGUGCCUAAAGAAAGUACCAAGGAGAAACGUCUAGAGUCUUCCUUUGCCAAAGAAACGAGAACGAUAUCUAACUAUACACGAAACUAAAGAGUCUAUUUUAUGUAACGUUUCAUGGGUCUCGUACGGAAUUGCAUCGAGCAGGGAAUUAGCUUUAGGCAAACGAAAGUCUACUAAGAAAGGAUAAUAGAAGCUCGAAGGAUUCUCCAGAUGAAAUUUCGCAAAUCUACGGUGUCCAGCCCGAAAAUGGAAUUGCUGUCGAGGCGAUCGUCCAGCGACAGGAUGUCGACCCUUAAACGGUCGAGGUCCUUUCGAGCGUCGAUGAAGCUGAUGUCAAAGCUGCGUACGCACGCGAAUUUGCGUUUGAACGUCGGGUUCGACGUGUCCUCGGCGCCGCGCGUCAAGGAACGACCGGAUAGACUUUUCUCGGUGCGGGAAUCGCCCCCGACGAAUAUCGUAAACAGGGUCAAAGAUCCUUUGAAAAACGACGGUGGCGAAGGCAAUAAAAACUCUCCGUCGCCGACCGAGUCGGAGUCCAGCGGGAUUGCCCGAGACUUGAAGAGUAAAUUAUGUCUGAACGACAGGGUAAUUGAGAAACGGGAGCAAGGAUCUUUUAAGAAUCAGGAGAAAUCGUCCAAGAGAAAUGACGACGUCGCGUCGCCGACGAUGACGCAUGUAUUUCGAUGGAGGAGCAACGACGAGAAUUCGUCUGCGCCCAAAGGGAGAACGGAUGUCUUUUAUCCCGGAGAGCACGUUUCCUAUGAGAAUCCUACUUUUUGCCUGGACAGUUCGCUGGAUUCGUCUGUCUCUAGCUUCCUGUUCGAACCGGAGCAUUCAGAUCACGUUGCGAGGGAAAUCGAAUGCAAGAACGAAACCUCACCUAAGGAACGUCGUCGAGAUGACGUUGGAUUAACGAUCGUAGUGAACUCCGAGGGACCGAGAGAGGAACGCGUUGGUGGGAAGGAAGACGAAGCGAAUUUUGGGCACAGGGACGAAUUUCGUCCUUCCUUUACCAAUACCAAAGCGAGGAGCCUGUCGGUGAACGACGUUGUCGUUGAUGAGGAACCAAUCAGUUUGGAUUUAAACGCGAGAGUCUGCAGUUUCGACUGGCAGCCUCCUCGUAGCGAGGUCGAUCUGAAUGUAACGAAGGAUCGCGGGGCACCGGAGAAAAUUCAAAAAUCCUCCUCGGUCUGCUCGUCCAAGUCUUGCAGGAUCAGGACCGUCGACAAUAUCGCGAACUUCUGGACGAACGCCCGUGGCGGCAGCUUUCGCAACAAAGUGUCCGUGAGGAAGAAGCCGGCGAAAGAUUCGAGGGAGCAAGGAGACUUCAUCGGACGCGAUGGGGUUCUCUUUACGACCACGUCUGGAUCAAAGCUGUACUCUUUGCAAGGGAUGGAGUUCCUGGAGGGUUUCGGGAAGAAAAAGCACCAGGCAAAUCAGCAGUCGCACAAUUUAUCGUCGGUACACGUGAAUCCCCUAACGGCACAGUCGCUCAACAUACACCUGCAUGCUCUGUUUGCAGCCGUAGAGCAUGGCCACGUGGACAAAGCCAGAACGAUUUUGGAAUCGACAGACGUGGACGUGAACAGCGUGAAUAGCGACGGCCUGUCACCCCUGGACGUCGCAGUGCUUAGCAACAAUAGGCCGCUGGCAAAAAUGCUAGUCGCGUUCGGCGCGCAAGAGGGCAAUCAGUUUAAAUCUCCGGAGUCCCUGGGCAGUCAUUUGGCUUCGUUGCUGUCGGAGGCGGAACACAGAGUUCAAGAACUCGGCGGUAGCAGUUCCGGUAGCGGGGGUUCCACCCUUCUCGAGCCACCGAGCAGUCAUAGAUCAAGUUUUUCAUCCCAGCAUAAUAAUCUCACGGGAUGCGGCGGUAGCGCCGAGGACAAGCAGCUGGCCCUUUGGGAGAGAAGAGCCAGGGCGCUCAGGAAAAUGUUGCUCGGGUUCGAUCAAGCGAGGCCACCAGACAUGCCCUUCCUAGUCGCGGUGGACGUUACAGGGACGAAUUCUGUAACGAUGAGGUUCCAGGAACCGGAUUCGCACGACUCGCCCAUCUGCACGAAAUUCAAAGUUCAGUGGAGCACCAAAGAGGAUUUCUCAGCGAUCUGCGGCGAGCGAGAGGUGUUAGAUAUGAAGCAACGCGAGUGUAGAAUCGACGAUCUUAUCCAGGGGCAGAAGUACUAUUUCCGAGCCGCUGCUGGAAACCUGAAGGGCUACAGCAGAUUUAGGAACUCUACGCCCGCCCACGUGACGCCUAGCAGCUGGAGGGACAUCGAUGGCAGGCUGCCAAGGUUUGCCGGCCGAUUGGAACAAUUGAACACCCUGUUCACGGACAUAAGGCGGCCGGAGUACACCCAAGAGACACCGGCCGUUCAGAGGCGGAAUCACAAAAAGAAGACGACGAUAAAGCAGCUGUUCACGGCCACCAGCAAGUUCCAGAAGAAUUUGAGACGCGGCGUGUUCCUCGCCUGUUUACUCUACCACGAGGACAAAGUGUUGGUCACCAACGAGGAUUUCUUGCCUGUGAUCGAGAUCGACGAGACUUAUCCUAGUUGUAUUUACAAUGACUUCCACUGGCUGAUGAAAGUCGCUUGCACCUGGGACGACGUCAAGGUCCUCAGACAGGACAUGGAGAAGAGCCACAGCAGCUCCACGAAUCAUUUCAGGAUAAAACUCCUGCAGGCUGCCGCGCAAAUGCAGGCGGCGUUGUGCAUACAGGAUCUUGGCCAACUGUACCAUAAACCCAUCAGAGACGUCCAAGGCACUCUGGUCUUCUCUACAGUGAAUUAUAUAAAAUCUCCAAAGUUGAUCUCCGUAUUGAACAGCAGAUGGUUGCCGCUGAGUAAGGUAACGAAGAAGGUGAUCACACAUGAGGACAGCAACGUGGCAGACAUUCUGAUCGCCAGUAUACAAGAGCAGAUGACUUAUCAUCAACUCAGCAGUAUAAAAUUGUCAAAGGGACUUUAUCUUGGUUAUCUAAAAAUGCAGAGCAGCGUAGAUUUGAUACAACUCGUGGUACCAGCAAAGUCGCCGAACGUUCUGCCUCACUGCAAGAUUCGAGACAACCCGCAUGUCUCUGCCGAAGAAUGGGAUUAUCUGAAGAGGAUAACUCGUCUGUACGCGUCGGAAGCUUCGGUAAAGGACAGCGAGGAGAAGGAGAACGUGACGAACGAGGGCACGGAACAGCAGAAAUUGUUCGUCGAUCUGGUCGCGGCUACGUCGAGGCGGUUGUUCAAUUACAUGGAGAUCAGUCACGACGAUUCGUUGGUCCAUCGGCUCUACGACGCCGAAGUAAUCGACCUCAGUCACGACGUGUCUUUCUUGAUAGCCGUGCCUCCGGCAGAAACUGCCUGUUGUGUGCCCGGAACCAGGGAGAUCCUCCUUCAACGUGGUGACCUCUUAUCGUUGCCUAUCCAAGUAUUCGAAAUGGUCCACCUGAAUACCUAUCAGAAAGAGGUGAUAAAUAGAUACUCAAGAUUGAGUUGCAUCUUGGAAUUAGACACGGCACAAGCUCAGUACAACCACAGAGAAGCUUUCAGCUCGCUGGAGUUGAGCGUAGCGAAAGACAAGUUAGCCAGGUUGCAGGAGCUCCAGAGUCAAGUGAACACCGUGUGGAAGGGAGCCAGAUGGCUAAUAGACGUGAUCACGUUUGCGAGGGAUCGUGGAUCAUCUCAGCAAGUGUCAUCGCAGACGGUUGGAAUUUCCAUGAAACACUUGCUCAGCUUAGACAGGAACAAGAGCAACAGCAACAGCAACAGUCUAAAGAGGAGUUUAUUACAGCUACCACCUCGCGAUCCUAAGCUUGUGAAGUCUAGUCCGGGUAGAGGCAGCUGGCCAGGGCCUAACGUGACCAAUUCCUCGUCGAACCUUCUCACCACCGAAUUCAGCAAGAGCGAACAGCAAUUGCCCAGUGGUCAAUACGUUCGUAAAGGUAGUAACACCUCGAACGUGUCGACCGGCUCAGAACCACCGAAAUCCUCUGUGCCAAUGAGCAGCAUUAGUAAUCUCAGCAACGCCACCAGCACUGGCAGCAACAAUCACUUGAUUCCUUUACAAAACACGAGAUUACCACCCUCCAAGUCCGAGGACACUUUGAUUCUGACCAAGUACAAGCACAGCCCGAGAAACAGGUCGGCCACGAUUACAUCGGCGUCGGCCAGUACAAGUCCCUUGCUCAGCAUAAAACCGAUGAUCUACGGUGGCUCGCUUCUCAGCGUGUCCACCGCCAUGACGAACACGACCAGCUUGCUAAGCGUCAGCAACACCAAUUCCGACAGCCUGCACUCGUUAAGCAGCGACGAGUAUUCGACGCCUAACUCAAGCGUUUGUAUAAAAAGCAGCCACGUCAAAAGCAAAUCAUCCAAGCCUACGGCCAGUGUGGCAGCUAUGGCCACCGGAUCUCUGGAAAGUCAAUUGGAAGAGGAGAAGGACGAGGCAACGUUGAUGCCAGCUCCGUUGCCUGGUAUUCUCCAGGUUUACGCGGCCUAUGAGACCGGCCUGGCUUCUGGUACCAGCCUGAAGCUACAUGUCACCCCGAGAACCACGGCCAGGGAAGUCGUCAACCUGGUUGUCAAGCAGUUAAAUAUGGCCGUGGUGUUGAAGGGCCAGGAGGGACCGAUCUACACCGCUGACGAGUUACCGAACUUCUGUCUGGUCGCUGUGAUCGGCGCCCGGGAGCGUUGCCUCAGGGACGACUUCAAGCUGCUUCAACUACAGAACCCGUGGAAAAAGGGCAGGCUAUACGUGAGACAGAAACAAGACGUCCUCGCGGCCCUCGAGCACAGCAGCAAGCACACCGCGUAUUUGUAGCAUAAGCAACCGGGAUUUAAUUAGAUGAAAACAAGAAAUAUUAUUUGAAAUAAGGGAAAUUGAUAAAAAAAAAUAAUCUUCAUCGCGGUUGACUAUGUCCGCCAGUAUGAAGAACGCCGCGUAUCGUUAUAACGAUUGGCGAUAGAAGCCAAAGAUUACAUAGUUGAAUGCAUUCCGUACCCCGAAUUUCACGUCAAGAUAGAAAUAGCAAUUUUUUUUGUUUGCGUAAGAAAUUAUCUUUUCUUUUUUGUUUCUUUUCUAAUACAAAGUGGGAUGUAUAGAUCUUUAGUCGUUCACGGGGUACAGAAUUUAUACAGGUGUACAUAAAGACAAACGCUUGGCUGUACGAGGAAGACUUUUAGUCGUACUAUCUUCUCGAGGCUCUAAAUAAGCUACCGCGUAAUUAAAUAGCGGAGCGAAAGGGAAGGAGGACUAUCGUCCGGGAGAAUGGAGAAAUGAAAACAUCAAUUAUAAUACAUUUAGCCGAGAACCCCAUCCGAGUACAUUCCAACAGGAGUUUUUUCGAUUCGACUACGAGCCGUAAUAGUUGCUGAGGGGCGAAUAAUACUCAAGGUAUAUUGUACUGUUAUACAUAUAUUUUAGGUACCGAUCUCAGUGUUUUACUCGAUAUAAGCGUCACUGGAUGUGAAAUGCUUAAGAGAUCUCGUUGUCCCAAUUGCGUUCGAUGUGUCCAAACAUUACCUCGAAUAAGACCUUCCUUUCCCUCCACGUCCUUAACUAUGCGAUUUUUAGAUGUUCUUUAUUUGUAUAAAAGUGUUUCAUUAAAUUAUAUGCCCAUUCGGACUCAGACCGUAGGAGUUAUUAAGAAUUAAGAUCGUGGACACAUCGAAUAAAAAGAAACUAGAGCAUAAACUAUUUCAACGAUAGAAGAAAUUUUAUAUUUAUAUUUUUAAAUUCACUUGACCAUCUGUGGAUUUAUUUUAACACGAGCUUGCACGGGCCAUUGUUAUCAGACUCGGCAAAUCGAAAUUUAUUCUCGCACGAUCAAGUUUCCGCCGAGUCUGUUAACACCGCGUCCGCAUUAAAAUAAAUGAGAAAAAGAUUCCUGUCCGUUGGUUUCUUCUUUUUGUCCGCGAACGAUGGGAACAAUGAAAGGUGUCCUGACCCAUUCAACGGAGAGGAGUGAUUCACUUGAGGUGCUUAAUUAAAUAAAAUAGAGAAACAGCGGCUAGGGCAGUGGUAGGCGAGAAACGUGAUCCAGAAUAAAAGAGGCUUAUAGACUGUUUGCGUAGAGAUAAACGAACGAGUAUUACUAAUGGUUAUUAAGAUUUUUAUUCGAAAUCGACACGGUGAAGUGUACUACGUAAAUUGCAUAACUGUAGUCGCGGGAACAUUUUCCUUACGUCCAUCCUUGAACACGCGAUGAGUCGGUGUACAUUUUAUUACUGCGAGGCAUCUCAGUCUCUGUUGUUCAAGUAAAAUUCUGUUGUUCGUCGAGGGAAGGAGUGUGUGAUAUAUUUCUCAUGUACGAAACUGUUUUCUCCGUCGGACGAGUGUAUUUAAUUAUUAUUUAUCGUUGUUCCGUUGACGAGGGAGCGCGCGACGAAUCCGAUGGUGUUUGAGACGUAUUGAUAAGGAACGUUUUAUUUUUAUGGAAUUCACUCUCGAGGACUUCCUGAUAAGCGACUUAGACGCAUUGGUGAUAAACGUGGUGCAGAGUCGAUUGUAAAAUACACCCUGAUUACGUGAUACCAUUGUUCGAUACCUGCCGCACAUUUGAAACGCGGUUAAUACGACGUUUGUGUAACCGAACUUCGAUGAAUUUAAUUAGCUAUGAUAGAGAGGAAAAUUAAGAUUUUGUUAAUCGAAAAAUGUGUUGAGAUCCGUCCUUGAUCAUAAUCGAAAACGCAAAAUUCGACUCGCGUGAGAACCGGCCGAACAGUGGUAUCGUCGUGGGGCCACCUUAGUUUAAAAGCAUACAACGCGCAUAUUUUUUUAUCGAAGAAACAAAGGGAGAUAGAGUGGAUGUUUGAACAAAGAAAAAAUGUAAGAUUUUUACUAUAUUUUACCAGAGUGCGUACUUGUCGCAGGCGUAAUAUUUAACGUGAUCGGUACGCAUUUUUAAAGAGGGAUACGAAAAAUCUAUCGGCGCGUAAAUCAAUGUGAACGAAUUAAUAAGACGUUGGACAAGAGACGCAGGCAGAGAUCCGAACAACAACAUAAACAAAACGCUAGAAAAUUUAAUUAGCUGAGUGUUUAUCAAUGUUGAGUGUAAAAUAAUCACAAUUAGCAGUUAAGUGUUAUCGCGGGAGGGUAAGUGAGACUCGAGACGGGCUCUGGUUUUCCCCUCCCCCUUGAUCGGAGGAGUCCCAUACAGAAAAAUGAUUAUGAAUUAAGCGGGGAGGACGAACUACUUGUAAAUAUUCAAAGAAAUCUAUGUAUGUAUAAAAUAUAAAUAAGAAUUAUCGAGAGAA